This is a messenger RNA of Hyposmocoma kahamanoa, 684 nucleotides long. RefSeq names its product atherin-like. The transcript has a single exon. NCBI's taxonomy places the organism in Eukaryota, Metazoa, Arthropoda, Insecta, Lepidoptera, Cosmopterigidae. Bases 1 to 684 code for a protein of 227 amino acids. The record is from RefSeq and is a predicted model, not a curated record.
AUGCCGCCGCCGCCAGUACCCCCGACGAGGCAGCCGACGCGUCCAAAGCGCCUGGGGAGGGUGAGAACCCGAAUAUUCUCCCGCACCGGCCGCGACAUCCUGGACGUGGUGCUGGCCGCAGCAUCCGCGUCCACAGCCUUAACCCCCUCCCCUCCCGUGGGGGGAGGCGAAGAAUUCUUCCCUGGCGUCAUGCCGGGCCCGUCCAAGCGCCCGGCGUUGAACCCAUUGCUCCGAGAGCCGCGGCGCAGAUCACCAAUCACACCACCAUCGAGCGCCGGGCUGUCAGUAUCGGCGUUCGAAAGCGUGUUCUCCGCGCCACCUCCGCCCCCAACCAAGGGAAGUAAAGCCGCGUCCGCGCGCGUGCCGGCAUCGUCCGCAGCAGCACGCCCGCAACCACCUACUGCGCGCCAGCCACGAGCUGAGCCCGCCGCGACCACCUCCGCCUGCGCCACCAGCAGAGGCGCUGCCAUCGUCGCUGCCGCUGAGCGCCCCGCAAAAAGCUGCCCCCCUCCGCGGCCGGCGACCCGCACCACCACCGCGAGCGUCCGCCUCAACCCUGCCCCGCCACGUGCCACUGCGGCAGGGAUGCCUGCACGCCCGCGGCCCACUGUGUCCACCCGUGCAGCCACGACAGCCACGCGCACCACCGCCAAUGCCGCCGUCGUCAACAACACGGCAGAAUAG